GCGCCCCCUUCCCCGGGGUCCCCUCUUCGCCCGCACUCAUCCAGCCGGCCUGGCCGCAGCUGGCAGCGGAGCCGGUGGGCUCUCGGCCCUGCCUCCCGAGGACGCCUAGUGGCCCCUAUGUCGCUCUCCACGAGGACUCUCCGGCCGGUCGCGCCGGCCUUCCCUCUCCCCGGUGACCUCGCCCAGCCCCCGGCCCCCUGUGGCGGUGACCCGCGCAGGCACUCCGCCCCUGACCAGCCGCCGCCUUGCUGCCCGGCCCCUCCUCCCGGCGCAGCCCCACCUGUGAGUCAUCACCGACCCGGCGGCACCUGCAGCAGAAACCUGGGCUCCAGCGCUGAUUCUCCGGAACCAGCCGGCAGGCCCUCGACGCCAGUCCUCCUCCGCGCUGGCCUCGCCCCUUCUGCUCAGGAGCCGCCUCCCUGGCCCCCCGUCAUUAGUAGGAGCCAAACCCGUAGAGGCUGCCAUUGUCGCACCCCCACUUUCCCCAGGUGAAGGGAUCCCACAGAAAGGGUGCUCUAAGUCUCCCUCCUGUGUCCCAGGGCCCUCCGGCCCCUCCCCGUUUCACCCCGUCACCCAGGGCAAACCCAGUAGUCCCCCUUGACUUAGGCUUCCCUUUCCCACCUCCCCACGCCGCGUGUGGGCCUGCUGGCCAAGACAGGGCUGACCGCUCCCCCCCCUGGCCACAGACAAGAGGCUCUGGCUCCCUGCUUUCCUCCUCCCGCUCCCUGCUCCACACGCAGCACCCAACCCCACACCCUCCAGGCGGCUCAUCCCCCUGACCUCACCUCCUUCCAGGCCACCCGUGUUCCUUAGGCCCCAGCCGUUUUGCUCCUGCAGCUGAGGUCCCCGGGGCCCCCACCCCCAGCAGGUACCUGUGCUGCCCCUUUGGGCAGGUCACUGCCCAGUUUUCUGGUGACUCCUAAGUUGGGAAUGCCGGGUAGGUGACCAUGAUGAAUUUGGGAAGGAGGAGUAGGACUAUUCUGGAACCUCGUGGACCCGACCGGAGGCCCCUGGUGUGUUUCUAGUCUCCAAACCCUGGUGUAGAAGCGCCUCAACUCCCCACAGAAUGAGUCUGCACGUCUUCAGUGAUGAAAAUGUCACUGGUGACAGAAGUACAGAAAAUUGCGACUUCCUGUUUUCACCACUGGAACUUACCGGAAGAUCAUCUGUUCUCCGGCUGUCCCAGAAAGAAAAUGUGCCGCCCAAGAGCACAGCCAAAGCCAUGAAGGUGACUUUUCAGACACCUCUGCGGGAUCCACAGACUCACCGGAUCUUGAGUCCCAGCAUGGGCAGCAAGCUGGACGCUUCUUCGGCUCUAGGGGACACCGUUGGACUAGAAAGCUCUCAUCAAGGCCGGGCCCGGAAAGAGAGCCAACAGCUUACCAAGGAAACAGACACCGGAACCACCGAUGGAAUUCUCCCGAAACCAGCAGUGGCCGAUGCCCAUCCUCCUCCGGGGGGCCCGACACCAGCCUCUGAAGAGCAGCACCCCGACAGGCCUCCCGCAACCCCCCUGGCCAGCCCGGAUCCCCCCAGCUCUCCCCAGAUGCCAGAACGUGCUGAGAGCCAAGUGGCGCCCGGCGGACAAGGCUCCUGCAGCCCCGCUCACAGCCCGCAGAGACACGGCCGCCCUCAUCCCUCAGAGGACAGCCUCGCGGCCGCCUCCGCACCACCGCCCCAAGACCGGGCAGAGGAGCCGCUUGGAGCCCCCGGGGAGAAGGGUGUGCCCUCUCCCUCUGCCAGAGCCCGAGGAGAAGAGCCCCUGGUGGACCAGCCGGGCGAGGCCCCGGCAGGCUCCGAGGACACUGCUGGCCGCGAGGAUGCUGGCCCUGCUGCGGCCGGAGGGGCCCCGUCCCCCAGUCCUCGGAAGCACGAGGCCGAGGGCCAGACGGCCGACCGUCCGAGGGGUGGGCCUGUGAGGCUGGAAUUUGACUUCUCUGACAGUGCCACCAGCAAAAGGCCACCCCCACUGAGGAAACGGGGGAAGACCCCAGGUCUCCAGCCUCCCUCGAGGAGACCCAAGGCAAAGCAGGGGAAGGUCCCCGGGGAGGCGGGCGAGGGUCUGGACGGCAACCCGCUCGGAGGCGAUGGGGAGGCCCGGACCCCGGAGCCCUGCCUGAGCAGGCCGGCCGGGCCCGCGGCCGCAGAGGACACGUCUCCGAGCCGGCAGGUGCCUUCAGCGUCAGUGGAUGACGUGCCAGGGCUGCAGCCCAUGGCGGGGACCCCAGGAGCCACUGGCGAGGAGGGGGCCACAGAUGCCUCGGGCACACCAGCUCCCACCUGCAGCCCUACGCCCCCUGUUCCGUGCAGCCCAGGGCCUGCCCCAGACCUGAGUGGAGAGCAGUUCCGGGACCCCGCCGACGUCCUAGGCACGGGCGCCGAGGUGGACUACCUGGAGCAGUUCGGGGCCUCCUCCUUUAAGGACUCAGCCCUGCGGAAACAGUCCCUGUACCUCAAGUUUGACCCGCUCCUGCAGGACAGCCCUCGGCGACCGGCGCCCGCAGGCCCCAAGCUGAGCAGCGCGUGUGGCAUGGACGCCCCUUCCUCGGGAAGCGCCCCGGAGGCCGCACUGCUGGACCUGGACUUCCUGGAAGCACCGGCCCUUCCUGCACUUGGCCCAGCCCCCAGUGACCUGGGGCCCGGGGGCCCGCUGCUGCCCGUGGGGCCCAUCGUGGACGUGCUGCAGUACAGCCAGAGGGACCUGGACGCAGCGGUGGAAGCAACACAGAAGGAGAACGCGGAGCUGAGGAGCAGGUGCACGGAGCUGCAGGAGAAGGUCCUAGAGAUGGGGAAGAUCAUGGACGGGUUUGAGGAGACCGUGUACCAGGCGAUGGAGGAAGCUCAGAAGCAGAAGGAACUCGCCCGAGCUGAGGUCCAGAAGGCGCUCCAAGAGCAGGAGCACGUCGGCGCCGACCUGCGCUCCGUGGAGAAGUCCUUCUCCGAACUCUUCAGGCGCUUCGAGAAGCAGAAGGAAGUGAUCGAAGGCUACCGCACGAACGAGGCGUCGCUGAAGAAGUGCGUGGAGGAGUACAUGGAGCGGCUGGAGAAGGAGGGCCAGCGGUACCAGGCGCUGAAGGCCCACGCGGAGGAGAAGCUGCAGCUGGCCAGCGAGGAGAUGGCCCAGGUGCGGAGCAAGGCCCAGGCCGAGGUCCUGGCGCUGCAGGCCGUCCUGAAGAAGGAGCAGAUGCGCGUCCAGUCGCUGGAGAAGGCCAUGGAGCAGAAGACUAAGGAAAAUGACGAACUGACCAGAAUCUGUGACGACCUCAUUUCCAAGAUGGAGAGGAUCUGACGGCGCAGCCCCGACCUCGGCCGGCCGCCUGUCUGUCUGUCGGGGCUUUUCUUCUCUGUUCCCCUCACCUCGUUUUUAGGAAGAAGUCUCAAUAAAGAAAUAAGUCUGA
This is a messenger RNA of Phacochoerus africanus (Common warthog), 3398 nucleotides long. It is a transcript of the gene TACC3, whose product is annotated as transforming acidic coiled-coil containing protein 3. Lineage: Eukaryota; Metazoa; Chordata; Mammalia; Artiodactyla; Suidae. The record is from RefSeq and is a predicted model, not a curated record. Gene Ontology annotation, biological process: cerebral cortex development; cell population proliferation; mitotic spindle organization. Gene Ontology annotation, cellular component: cytoplasm. The transcript has 16 exons. Bases 1067 to 3289 code for a protein of 740 amino acids.